AUGGUCAAGAUUCUUCUCGUUCUUUACUCUGCUGGCUCACAUGCUAUUGAUGAGCCCAAAUUGCAUGGAUGCACUGAAAAUGAACUUGGAAUUCGUUCUUGGCUUGAGUCUAAGGGUCACACAUUGAUUACCACUGACAAGAAGGAUGGACCUGAGUUUGAAAGUCUUCUUGAAGAUGCAGAGAUUGUUAUCACCACUCCUUUCCAUCCUGCUUACUUGACUCGUGAACGUCUUCUCAAGGCUAAAAAACUUAAGCUUUGUGUUACUGCUGGUGUUGGCUCUGAUCACUUGGAUUUGGAUACUGCUAACGAACUUAAAAUUGCUGUUUUGGAAGUUACUGGUUCUAAUGUCACGUCAGUUGCUGAGCAUGCUGUUAUGACAAUGCUUGUUCUUGUUCGUAACUUUGUACCUGCCCAUGAUCAAGUCCGCAAUGGUGAAUGGGAUGUUGCGGCAGUUGCCAAGGACUCUUAUGACAUUGAAGGCAAGGUGAUUGCCACAGUUGGAGUUGGUCGCAUUGGCUCUCGUAUUUUGGAACGCCUUAAACCUUUUAACCCCAAGGAACUUUUGUACUAUGAUUACCAGCCGCUUUCUGCUGACCGAGAAAAGGAAAUUGGAUGUCGCCGUGUUGAGAGUCUUGAAGAAUUGCUUGGACAAGCUGACAUUGUGACAAUUAAUACUCCUCUCUACGAGUCAACUAAGGGACUUUUCAAUAAGAAUCUUUUGAGCAAGAUGAAGCGUGGAGCUUGGUUGGUAAAUACAGCUCGUGGUGCUAUUUGUGUUCAGGAAGAUGUGGUGGAGGCAUUGAAGUCUGGGCAGUUGCGCGGCUAUGGUGGUGAUGUGUGGUUCCCUCAGCCUGCACCUGCCAACCAUCCUUGGCGUACCAUGACUAAUAAGUAUGGUGCUGGCAAUGCUAUGGUUCCGCAUAUGUCGGGCACAUCACUCGAUGCUCAACAGCGGUAUGCAAAUGGUGUCAAAAACAUUUUGGAAUCGUACCUUUCUGGCAAGUUUGACUAUAGACCCCAGGAUAUUAUUGUUAUUGACGGGCACUACGGAACCAAAGCUUAUGGUGAGAAUAAAAAGUAA
This is a messenger RNA of Magnusiomyces paraingens, 1083 nucleotides long. RefSeq lists its product as uncharacterized. Bases 1 to 1083 code for a protein of 360 amino acids. The record is from RefSeq and is a predicted model, not a curated record. Gene Ontology annotation, molecular function: formate dehydrogenase (NAD+) activity; NAD binding; oxidoreductase activity, acting on the CH-OH group of donors, NAD or NADP as acceptor. Gene Ontology annotation, cellular component: cytosol. Lineage: Eukaryota; Fungi; Ascomycota; Dipodascomycetes; Dipodascales; Dipodascaceae. The transcript has a single exon.